Molecule: messenger RNA, 1231 nt
Organism: Thunnus maccoyii (southern bluefin tuna)
Lineage: Eukaryota; Metazoa; Chordata; Actinopteri; Scombriformes; Scombridae
Product: N-lysine methyltransferase KMT5A-A-like
Exons: 7
Coding region: 541-1173 (210 amino acids)
Molecular function (GO): protein binding
Source: RefSeq, a predicted model, not a curated record
UUGUGUGUGUGUGUGAGUGUGUGUGUUUGUGUGUUUGUGUGUGUGUGUGUGUGUGUGUGUGAGUGUGUGUGCGCAUUUGUGGUUUAUGGAGACGUUUUGCAUGGAUACACGCCACACUGUGAGGACAUUUUGAAUUGUGAGGACAGGGACAGGGUCCUCAUAAUUCGGACAGCGUAGACGUGUUUCUAUAGGUGUAGAGACCCAGAAUCCAAAGUUUCAGCAAAUGUCUCCACAAUUCAGAUUCACGUGAAUUUGUGUAAAAUCUGUGUAUGACACAGCGGCCUCUGUAGGUGGGUCGAUGUAACUGCACCCACUAAUGAAUAAUUCACACGUGUAAAGUUCACAGCUUUUGAUUGGCUGACAGUCGCCUGUCCUCAUAAUUAUGGUUUUUGUCAAAACUGCUGUGUUACCCUAAACGAGGUGACCUCUCUUCAGCCAGCCACCAAAUCAUUUCCUGGUUAACAUUACGUUAUAUCCUGCUGAACCAGCACAUUUUCACCUGCACCUGUGGAGAAGAGUCAUCAUCAUCUUUAGCAUGAGAUGUCAGCAAUGAGGCCACAGAGAGUGAAGAUUAAACCUAAAGAAGAGGCAGCAUAUUUUUCAUCCUUGGGCAAGGACGAGGAUGGAUUCAAUAUAAAAUAUAUUAAUUCAUUUAAAGGUCGAGGAGUGUUCAGUUGCCGCCACUUUCAGAAGGGAGACUUUCUUAUUGAAUAUCGAUUGGAAAUCAAACAGGAACAUGAAAACAGGCUAAGACUGUACCACGAUGCCCUGAAGGUUUUCAUGUUUGAAUUUCUCUACAAUGGGAAAAAACUAUGUAUUGAUGCAGCCAGAGAGGACGACUCCCUAGGGAGACUCGUCAACGAUGAUCAUGUAAGCCCAAACAGCAGAAUGAGGAUCAUCACUGUGGAUAGAAAGCCUCAUCUCUGUUUAUUUGCAAUCAAGGACAUCAGGCCAGGGGAAGAGAUAACCUACAACUAUGGAGAUUCAGACUGGCCAUGGAGAUUAAAGGUUUCAACUGAAGCACGUCCUCACCAUGCAGCCUGGGCAUCUGACUGCACCAAAGAUGUUAAACAGGUCGUCAGUGAGGAUGUCAGUCAUUCUCUGCAGCGGGACUUCAUGCACCUCGCUAAAGGGAAAACUAGCAGGUCUCACUACUUCCUGUUGUGGCACUGAGCGUUGGUGCUGGUUCCUCGCCGUACUGGGCUGCAAAAACCUGACUGAGAGGAGAGAU